Messenger RNA from Mercenaria mercenaria, 4638 nucleotides. RefSeq lists its product as uncharacterized. The transcript is spliced from 9 exons. Gene Ontology annotation, biological process: positive regulation of cell population proliferation; positive regulation of protein autophosphorylation. The coding region runs from base 147 to 1364 and encodes 405 amino acids. Gene Ontology annotation, molecular function: growth factor receptor binding; growth factor activity. Gene Ontology annotation, cellular component: membrane. The record is from RefSeq and is a predicted model, not a curated record. NCBI's taxonomy places the organism in Eukaryota, Metazoa, Mollusca, Bivalvia, Venerida, Veneridae.
UUCCGGACAUUCUGCGCCUCACUGAUAUAUAAAGAUAGUGUAUAGUGUAUUACAUUCAAAGAUUAUUGUAUCUCAUACGGGAAACAUUGAAAAGAAACUUUGUUUGUUUAUUUUUUUAUUGUUAUUGAUUCGUUUUAAAUUCAAAGAUGAAGACCGAAUUGUUUUGUUUAGGAGUUGCUGUACUGUUUCUGACUAAAGAGACUUUAACACAAAUUGAGCCAGAUCCUUACUUGAUUGAAAAGAUGUCCGAGGUGAGGAAUAUCUCUCAAUGGUGCGAGCUUAUGAAUAUGGAAGAUUGCGAAAAAGUUAUAGAAGAGGCUGUCACAACGGAAGCCGUCGACGAGACAGGGGAGAAAAUUGUAGUAUCUGGAGAUGAAGAAGAACCAAAAGUUGCCUUAUUUGAUGCGUGCAAUCCCCGUGGACAAACGAUAGCGUUGCCACGUCAUCCUGACCCUGACAUCACAGUUUGGCCUCCGUGUACACGUGCGCAGAGAUGUGGUGGCUGCUGCACGAGUGAUGUGUUCUCCUGUGAACCUACUGCUAUCUCAGAAAAAUUUGUAAAGGUAUUUGAUACCCGUUUACCUUACCCAGGAGCUCAUAGGUUCAAAUUCUUGGGUGUACGAAUUGUGAAGAUUAUAGAGCACCUUCACUGUGAUGCACAAUGUAAAACAAAGGAACAUGAGUGUCAUAAAUAUCAGAAGUACGACCAUCGACGAUGUAGAUGCUAUUGCCGACCUGAGAGACUUCAACUUAAGUAUACAUGCAGCGAAGACCAGAUCUGGGAUGAAAAUGAAUGUGACUGCAUCUGCCCAAAUCGAAAUACAAUCGUGUGCCCUGACCCUUCCUAUUUCAGUUCACAAACGUGCAAGUGUACACUGAAGAUGGGUGUCAGUGGUGAAAUUGACCUUGAGAAGCUGUUUGAACAACUGGACAGAGGCGAUUUCGGCCAAGAUAUUCUCCUGAACACCCAGACCAACGGUGAAUAUAAUGACACGGAUAUAAUUGCUGGCAAUAUAAUUGUGGACGAAGCAACGCCACCUAGUGGAAAAGAUUCUUCCGGAGAGAACGCCGGAACCAAUGGCAAAGUGAAGGGGAAAGGCGAAGAUGAAAAUGGAAAUGAUGACGAGGAUGAAACGACAACGUUUUCGCAAUCCUCUUCUACAUCAGCACACUCGACUUCAACAGCAACAUCUACAACUACUGCAACAACCACGACGACGACGACAACAACAACAACAACACCAACAACAACAACAACCGCACCCAAACCAACUACUUGCGUUCCGCCAAAGCCCUGUUGGGGCAACUGGGAGCCAAGGCGACUGAAAAACGGAAAAUGUCGGUGUUUUCCGGCGUUUGGUUGAGUUAGUGGACUAAAUACGAAGUUGUUAUAUUCCAAAAGUUAUACAUAUAUAUAUCUUCUUGUGUAUAUUUGGUUUAAAGUUUUCACUGUAAAUAUCAAAUGAAUGCCAACUGAGAUUCACUUCUCAAGAACAUACAAAUGACUAAGAACAGUUAAAAAUGAGGUUGAAAGAUUUAUCUAUAUUUAUGUAUUAUUCCAUGUAUUAUGUACUGUACAUGUUGUAUUACAAAAGUGCUAGUGAGGUGUGACAAUAAAGAUCCCUCCGAAGGACUGACUAUUCAUGGGUUUGGCAAGAAACGGUAUGAAUUUUAGCUAACCAAGUAUGAACGUAAUAAGUUUGAAGCUCUAUCUGUUCAUCCAGAGAGAGAAAUGACACCCUAGAACAGUCUUUAUCUUCAAAGUGUUCGGCCCUGUGAAACCGCAUUAUAACUUUGAUAAUCUCUACCGUUUUAACGCGAUGGUUAAUGUGUAUGUGUGUUUUUAUUUCCAUUGUAGAACGACAAACGGAAAGAAUUGUUAUGUUUCGAAGAAUAAAUUAGGUAAUGAUACAUUUUCCAGGCAAUAUGUACUACUUUCCUUCAAUAUUUAUAUUUUUAUACUACAUGUACCAUGCGGUGUUUUUGAAUCGUCUGCUAUGAUGGAGAUUAAUGGCCCUCUCGUCCCGAAUCAAGUUCAAUCUAACAUACACGUAGUUUUUUGAAAACAAGUCAUUUAAACGCCAAAACGGUUAUGAUAAGUUAUGAUUGUUUCACAAGUCGAUUUUUGUUGAGUUUUAACAGAUAAAUCCAUCGGAAACGGUAAAUGCUUCAGCAUAAUCCACAAUACAGACAUACAGUCAGACAGACAUACAGUCAGACAGACAAACAGGUAGAUUCCAGAUGGAAGUAAAUCUAAGGGAAACUGUCUUACUGGUUUAUGAAAAAAUAACAAAGUUAAAAUUCAAGUUCAUUACGAUUUACCAGCAUAUUAUCAGCUUUUAUCGUUCGACUGCAUUAGCGCUUCUCUUCAGCAAAUACAGUUUAAUCUAGAUAGAACUACUUAAUGGCUAUAAGUUAUUAACUUACUCCAGAAGUUGAAAUAAAAACAUUUAUCUGAUCAGCUAAAUUACGUACAAUAAUACACGGUAUGACUUUAAUUUUUAAGGGCAUUUGCGUACAUUUAUGCAAAGCUGAAGAAUGUUGGUAAUUUCGUUUCGUUAGUUUCAAAACAUAUUCCUUUGCCGAUAAACAUAUAAUAACGCUCUUGUGUUGUGUGAAAUCUUUCAAUUGUUUUUAUCACACAGACCCCCAACCCCAAAGAAGCGUUGGUCUCCCAAGUUUAUUUAACAAGUUGCGCACUCAACUAUUCGACAGUUUCUAAGUCAUACAAGGGCCAAAACUUGGUAAUAAAAUCUGUAAAAAUCCUCUGGAAGCAUAGAAUGGAACCAAGGAAAAUAAUAGCAGCCUAUCUUUGACUGAGUCUGUUCGUGAGAGAUAAUGAAAUGUACAACAUCUCUCACGCUCCCUAGCACCGGCAUAAGCGGAACUCUAUGAUACAUCUUUUAAGUAGAUUCCAUGAUCCCAAAAAGACCAGAUAAGAUAACAACACUAAAUCCAAGUACGGGGAGGGAGACUUUUACAGCCACCACACGGCACUUUAAGACUGAUGUUGUGAUAGUUAAUAAAACAUGUAAAAUGACUUAUGUAACUGAAUUAUUUGAGCCGCGCCAUGAGAAAACCAACAUAAUGGGUUUGCGACCAGCAUGGAUCCAGACCAGCCUGCGCAUCCGCGCAGUCUGGUCAGGAUCCAUGCUGUUCGCUUUUAAAGCCUAUUGGAAUUGGAGAAACUGUUAGCGAACAGCAUGGAUCCUGACCAGACUGCGCGGAUGCGCAGGCUGGUCUGGAUCCAUGCUGGUCGCAAAGCCACUAUGUUGGUUUUCACAUGGCACGGCUCAUUUUAUGAUUUUUUGACACUUAUUACAAACUGAAAUUUUGUUAUUGCAAUGCAAAUUCUUCAAUCAAAUAUUACAGUUAAAAUAAGAGCCAUAAUUGCAUCUGCUUUCAACAUUGUGUUCUCUAUUAUGAAUGGUCGCUGAACGAGAAAGAUGUCUUCUGUGAAGUUUCAUUGCGAUGUAUGUAGUUGUUGCUGAUACACAGCUUGACAAUUUCACUCAAAACGUCAUCCAAACUUUUAACUUGAAAAGGGGUCAAAAUUGGAAUAAAAUUCAACAAAGACUUAUCUAACUUUUUUUUAUCGCAAUAUGUUUGGUGGCUUUGAAACAUCUGAAAUUUCAAUCCAACACAUAUAGUUGAUAAUUAGAUGCAGCUUGAUUGUUUAUUAAUCAUAUUUUCUAAGUUGAAAACGAGCCAAUAUUUGUAUAAACUUCAAACAAGUUAUUCAACUUGGUUAUUUCAGCAGGUCUAAUGACUUGAAUGGAGUUCUUACUAAGAUUAAGCUUGAUAUCUGAUUGUAUGCAAAACUUUGACGGAAUUUUUUAGCCGAAAAAGGGUCAUUAAAUUUCACCAAGAGUUAUAUAACUUGGUUAUUUUAGAAACCCAGAUGACUGGGAUGCAUUUUCCGGAGUUUCAAUUCAAUUUCUAUGGUAGUUACUGAGAUACAGCUUGAAAGUUAGUUGCACGCAAAACUUUUACUAAGUAUAAAAGGGCCAUAGUUUGAAUUAAAUUCCACCAAGAGUUGUUUUACUCGAUUAUUUCAGUAGGUUUGAUGCCGGGUAACUAUUGUAUGAAGUUUCAAUUCAUGACAAUGUCAUUACAACAAAAUCUCUCCAUAAAUCAAUUUUUUUUGAAAAAGUUUGAUUGAAAAACUACCAAGAAAUUUCAUGUGAAGUUUGACCAAAACUGCUCGAGUGGUUUAGGGCGAAAUGUUAUUUGAACAAAAAUGUGAAUGGUUCCGUGUUUAUUACUUUAAGCUCGCUAAGGAAGCUUAUAUUAAUAUAUCUCGGGUCCGCUUCCUGGAAGAACCAAUUUUGCUGACAUAUGAAAAAGUGCGGCUGUGACCUCAGUGUUGCUGUUUUCACUUGACUCCAUACCGGUGGUUUAAACAACGUACAUAGUCACAUGAGUUUUAGUUUGACGUAUAAGUAAGCCGGAGACCAUCAUGUUUGAAGGCAAUAUAUACUAAUUCUUUCAAAAUAUCCUGUCAGUUGAGCAGAUACGAUAUGAACACGUUUAUUGAUAAAGGGUCAUAAUACCUUUAAUUAAAAUGUGGCUGUCAGGUGUUUUUUGUUUUGUUUUGUACAUAAAAUAUAUUAUUCUCUUAUUAAAGUCAAUGCUUGA